This is a messenger RNA of Guillardia theta CCMP2712, 912 nucleotides long. RefSeq lists its product as hypothetical. Lineage: Eukaryota; Cryptophyceae; Pyrenomonadales; Geminigeraceae. The record is from RefSeq and is a predicted model, not a curated record. The transcript has 2 exons. Bases 1 to 912 code for a protein of 303 amino acids.
AUGACCUCCACACUUUUACAUCAUUACAGGGAACACCCUCCCGAUAUCCAAAACUUCAGGAAGGAAAGAGAAGAAACAGCUAAUCAGGUUACAGAAAACGUUUCCAAACAGCUCAUGGUCCCCCCGCCGCUGUCGUCGAACAUCUUGAAAGAUGCGAAUGAUUUCAAGGCCAUCCGAAGAAAGGUGUCGUUUGUCGAAGAUGAAAUCGAAGUUCCAAGAAAAGGAACGCGUUCUCUCGUUUCCCCGCUGCUGUGGGUUCCAGGAGUUCUGAGAUCCAAAGGGCCGUGGGCAACUGUGAUGAAAGAGACCGAGGAAGGAGAAUCUUACAUCUUGGACUCCGGUUUAGAGUGGGAUCAUACCAAUGUGUUUAGCAAAGACGAAGAAGUCACAAAGAAAAAGCUGCUUCAAGAGAUCAGGGCUAAAGAUAGAAUCAUCGCAGAGCUCGACGAGACUCUCAAGGCUUCACAACGGUCUCUCGACGCCAUCGAGAUGAGAACUCGGAACCGGCAGCACAAGUUGCAGCGAGAGAUCAACCGCGCGAGAGAGAGAGAUAGGGAGCAACAGUUGAAAGAGACCCAACGCAUCAUAGCUCCUCUAAAGCAGCAGAACGAGCUCUUGAAAGAACGAUAUUCCACUCUGAAGCAGGCUCAUCAGGCAAGGAUCAAGAACGGGUUUGCUCAAGAUACUUUUUCCAGUAAAUACAACUCAGCUAUGAUGAAAGUCAAGGAAAUCGCUCGUGAUUUAUCCAAGCAGGAAGUUCAAUCUCUUCGGAACAGGAUUUCUUCAUUGGAGCGCAAAGCAAAAUCUGAUGCAGAGUACAUCCUAGAUCUUAAACAGAGAUUGAUCGCUGCUGCCAAGGCUGCUGAGUUCAGAUACGGCGAGGCAGAAAGCAAAAGAUGUCCAGGAUGGUGA